Molecule: messenger RNA, 5386 nt
Organism: Sinocyclocheilus grahami
Lineage: Eukaryota; Metazoa; Chordata; Actinopteri; Cypriniformes; Cyprinidae
Product: regulator of nonsense transcripts 1-like
Exons: 22
Coding region: 200-3082 (960 amino acids)
Biological process (GO): nuclear-transcribed mRNA catabolic process, nonsense-mediated decay
Cellular component (GO): cytoplasm
Molecular function (GO): zinc ion binding; RNA helicase activity; ATP binding
Source: RefSeq, a predicted model, not a curated record
UGACGUCACCGCGCUCGAGUGGGAGUCGAGUCUUCUCCGGAAUCGUUUGCUUUCAUUUCUGCACGAGCCCGUCUCGCGCCGUUUCCUUCGCUUCCCUUCGAACCAAAACAAACGUCGCCCGAGGCCGCUCGUUCCCCCGCACCGCUGAGGGAUUAUUCGGUGUUUUCUGCGAAAAGGCGGCCAGCAAAGCCAGAAGAAGAUGAGUGUGGAGGCGUACGGGCCGAGCUCGCAGACGCUCACCUUCCUGGACACGGAGGAAGCGGAGCUGCUCGGGGCCGACACGCAGGGCUCCGAGUUCGAGUUCACCGACUUCACGCUCCCCAGCCAGACCCAAACUCAGGGCCAGACCCAGAGCCAGCUCGACAACCAGGUGAAUGGGCCUGAUGGUGUUCUGCCCAAUGGAGAAGAUGCAGUGGUGAAGACCAGCCAGCUUCUGGCCGAGCUGAACUUUGAGGAGGAUGAGGAAGAUACUUACUACACUAAAGAUCUGCCGGUGCACGCCUGCAGCUACUGUGGCAUCCAUGAUCCAGCAUGUGUGGUCUAUUGCAACACCAGCAAGAAAUGGUUCUGCAACGGCCGCGGUAACACCUCUGGCAGUCAUAUUGUGAACCACUUGGUGAGGGCCAAAUGUAAGGAGGUGACGCUGCAUAAGGACGGACCGCUGGGUGAGACGGUUCUGGAGUGCUAUAACUGCGGCUGCCGUAAUGUCUUCCUGCUCGGCUUCAUCCCGGCUAAAGCCGACUCUGUUGUGGUGCUUCUGUGCAGGCAGCCGUGUGCCAGUCAGAGCAGUCUGAAGGACAUUAAUUGGGACAGCUCUCAGUGGCAGCCCCUCAUCCAGGACCGCUGCUUCCUGUCCUGGCUGGUGAAGAUCCCGUCUGAACAGGAGCAGCUGAGGGCCCGUCAGAUCACAGCACAGCAGAUCAAUAAACUCGAGGAGCUCUGGAAGGAAAACCCAACAGCGACCCUGGAAGAUUUGGAGAAACCUGGAGUGGAUGAGGAACCUCAGCACGUUCUGCUGCGAUACGAAGAUGCCUAUCAGUACCAGAACAUAUUUGGGCCGCUGGUCAAACUAGAGGCUGAUUAUGACAAGAAACUCAAAGAGUCCCAAACUCAAGACAAUAUAACAGUGAGGUGGGAUUUGGGACUGAAUAAAAAGCGGAUAGCUUAUUUCACUCUGCCCAAGACGGAUUCAGACAUGCGACUGAUGCAAGGAGACGAGAUCUGUCUGCGGUAUAAGGGAGACAUGGCUCCACUGUGGAAAGGGAUUGGACACGUCAUCAAAGUCCCGGACAAUUAUGGAGAUGAAAUCGCCAUCGAGCUACGCAGCAGUGCUGGUGCACCUGUGGAGGUGCCGCAUAACUUCCAGGUGGACUUUGUCUGGAAGUCGACAUCUUUUGACCGCAUGCAGAGCGCCCUGAAGACGUUUGCUGUGGACGAGACCUCUGUGUCCGGCUACAUCUAUCACAAGCUACUGGGUCACGAGGUGGAGGACGUUAUCAUCAAAUGCCAGCUGCCCAAACGCUUCACUGCGCAGGGCCUUCCAGACCUCAACCACUCGCAGGUUUAUGCUGUGAAGACGGUGCUGCAGCGACCCCUCAGUCUGAUCCAGGGGCCUCCAGGAACCGGCAAGACUGUCACCUCUGCCACCAUCGUCUACCAUCUGGCCAGACAGGGCAAUGGUCCGGUGCUGGUUUGUGCUCCGAGUAACAUCGCAGUGGAUCAGCUGACAGAGAAGAUCCAUCAGACGGGGCUGAAGGUGGUUCGUCUGUGUGCUAAGAGUCGUGAGGCCAUCGAUUCCCCCGUGUCUUUCCUGGCUCUGCACAAUCAGAUCCGCAACAUGGACAGCAUGCCAGAGUUGCAGAAACUGCAGCAGCUGAAGGAUGAAACUGGCGAGCUGUCAUCUUCUGACGAGAAACGUUACCGAGCCCUCAAACGAACCGCUGAGAGAGAGCUGCUCAUGAAUGCAGAUGUGAUCUGCUGCACAUGUGUGGGUGCAGGUGACCCUCGCCUGGCUAAGAUGCAGUUCCGCUCCAUCCUCAUCGAUGAGAGCACACAGGCCACGGAGCCCGAGUGCAUGGUGCCAGUGGUGCUCGGGGCCAAACAGGUAGUGACGGGCAAAUUUUCACACUGUCUAGAGCUAGAUCUGGAGGAUCUAGAUCAUCAUAUCACCCAGCCCAAAAACUUGCUCUAUGUUAAUGCACUAAGGACUGAGGCUUCUAAUGUGGAGAAGAUCACCACCCGUCUGCUGAAGGCCGGAGCCAAACCCGACCAGAUCGGCAUCAUUACACCAUACGAGGGCCAGCGCUCUUACCUGGUGCAGUACAUGCAGUUCAGCGGCUCACUGCACACCAAACUAUACCAGGAGGUGGAGAUCGCCAGCGUGGAUGCGUUCCAGGGCAGAGAGAAGGACUUCAUCAUCCUGUCUUGUGUCAGAGCUAACGAGCACCAGGGCAUCGGCUUCCUGAAUGACCCACGACGUCUCAAUGUGGCGCUAACCAGAGCCAGUGUCUGUCCUGCUUUUGAAAUAAUUAUUUGUGGAAAAAUAUGUUUAAUUUGUCACUGCUUGUCUGUCUUUACAGGGCGUCCAUCUAAUAUGUACUUCCAGACCCAUGACCAGGUCGGCAUGAUCGGGACUGGGCCGAACCCGAUGGGCUCCAUGAACAUCCCCAUCCCGUUCAAUCUGGUCAUGCCUCCCAUGCCUCCGCCUGGGUACCUGGGCCAGGUGAACGGACCUGCUGCUGGUCGGGGUGCUCCUAAAGGUAAGACCGGGGGUCGUGGAGGUCGUCAGAGGAACCGUGGCACUGGUAAUCACGGCAGCGGGCAGGCCAACAUGCCAGGCAGCCAGGCCAGUCAGGACCUGGUGUCCCAGCCCUUCUCUCAGGGUCCACUGACCCAGGGCUACAUCACCAUGAGCCAGCCGUCACAGAUGAGCCAGCCUGGACUGUCCCAGCCUGAGCUCUCACAGGACAGCUACCUGGGUGAUGAGUUCAAAUCCCAGAUGGACGUGGCGCUUUCCCAGGAUUCCACCUACCAGGGCGAACGGGCAUAUCAACACGGAGUGACUGGACUCUCACAGUACUAGAGUGUUGUUGGAACAGGAGCUAGGCCUGGUGCUGAGCUUAGUUCAUCAGCAUUUUAAAUAUGGGUAAAUAUAAAAAAAGAACAAACAUGGAUGCCCGUUUACCACUGUUACAACUGAAGCACCAUGGUGUGAGAGCAACAGGAGAGAAUCAAACCAAUCACAGGAGGGAGUGAAGCUGGACAGGACGAAAGAGAACGUGUGAGUGGCGGACUACAUCCACCAUUCGUUGAGGACGGGGAGGAGAAGGGGAGACGCAGUGUUAGGAGGAGACCAAACACGAGAUCUUCGAUCUGCAACUCCGCAACGUGGAGGAGGCUCCUGGAGCGCAGGGGCCCUUCCCGGCCUCCUCUCUCUCUCGCCUGGCUGCCGAUGGCAGCCUCAGGCCUUGCCCUGCCAACAGAGACGGAGCCAAGAUGAAGUUCUCUUAAAACUACCUGCAAAAACCACGCUUGCUCUGUCGUCUCCAUGAGCUGAGAGAGGGGGUGACGUAUUUCAAGUAAUUAUAAACGCUUUUCGAGCAGCUGAUUUUCGGGAAAGUAGAGUUCCCCUCAAAGUUGACAUCUGACAUUCAGGUUCUACCACCGCACAUCUUUGAGAGAACGGACGCCUGCGGCAAGAGUUUUCACGUUUUGUUUCGGAGCGCCUCUUGUCUCCAACCCGAGGUGCUAGGACACUCUGAAGGACGAUUCAACUUUGAGGAACGUUUUCCGCCUGAAGUCCGGGAGGGUAGAGGUGCCGUGUCGAACGGAGGGCCCGUCACAUCUCAUCCGCUCUCCGCUAGGUGAUUUGGGGUAGAAAUGGCUUUGGGAUGUUUAAAAAUUCCUUUUAAGUGUUCUGUCCUUUGCCGAGGGACCGACGGAUCUAUCCUUUCUUAUUUUCCUCUGUUUUAAAAUGUUUUUUGUUCAGCUAGAAUAAAAGCAGUGAAGUAGAACCGCUUGCUUGAUUUAGAUGUGGCUUCAAAAUCGAUCCAAACCACCGGGAUCUGUGGGUCAGGAGUGUCAAAAUCAGGUGAAACUCGUUCAUCUGGGUCUGUUCGAUUUGAUGUGUCAAUCAAAGCAAACUCCUCCCACUGUCCAAUCAGGUGAAACGCGAUCAUCUGAAUCUGAGACAAAUGUGUCAAUCACAGUAAACCCCUCCCACUGCUAUUCUGUCCAAUCAGGUGAAACUUGCUCGUCUGAAGCUGUUCAAUUUGAUACGAGACAAAUGUCAAUCACAGUAAACCCCUUCCACUGCUAUUCUGUCCAAUCAGGACGCAGUCAUAUUAUCGUUGUGCCCGAAUCGCUUUAGUUGCGCCUCAGAGAAAGCGGAAGGAGAUCGCCGCACCUAUGUGAAGCACAGACAGGUGAGAUUCUCGCUGUUUUUGUGUCUGACCGUAAGAGGCUCGUCCUGCGCUCUUGCGUUGUUGAUGAUGAUGAUGUCAGUGUGAGUGGGUGGUUUUACGCCCCCAACAGGUGUGUGUGUGUGUGUGUGUGUGUGUGUGUGUGUGUGUGUUUUCAGAAUGCCCUCCUUCAUUAUUAUUUUUGUUGUGAUAGAUGUUGUUUUCCCCCCUCUUCUUAGUAGCUCACAGUUUAUCUGACGUGAAGUUCUCGUAACCUCUCUCAGUGUGGAAAUUGCUCGAGUUAAUUUGGUUUCAAUGGACCCAUUCAGAGUUUUACGGCAGCUUUUAACAUCUGUUCCAACCGAUGCUAGUCGCCUCAACUUUGUACUUUUACUUUGGAGUGUUUAUACCUUGCUGUUACUUCAUACUCUCAGCCCUUUUGACUGUUUGAUAUUACCCACCACCACUCGCAUUUUAUAGCAUCGAGCACAGAUUAGUUUUAAGUUCACAUCCUUCGCUUUCUCUUUUUUCUUUGCCCACAAGACAAUCAUGAUUCGUUCAUAACUGAGGUCGCAGAAAUAUCGAUGCGACUUUUUCAUGUUAACCUCUCAUUUUAGAAUGAACUCAUUCUCUGAAAUUCCUGUAUACAGUUUAGUUUUCACCUUUCAUACUUCAACUGUAAAUAUCAGUGCUCAGAUUUGAUACAACGUCAGCCAAACUGUUGCCAAUGACAAUGAGAUGCUAACAUCCACAACAAGGCCAAGGUGAUCCACAGCGAUGCAUUCUUGUUUUAAUCGAGUAUGAAGAGGUUCUGCUGCGAAAAUGAAAUGUACAAUACAUUUAUAUGCUUUAACUUGCAAUGAAGAGGAACACUGGAGAAACAUCAGGAUAUGAAGUAUAAUUCAGGAUUUUGUUUUGUGGAAAAAGUUUUCACCCCCACAAUAUGUACUACUUGUAACGUUAUGAAUAAAUGUUGCUUUCUUUCA